ACCAUAUCCAGCACAAAUCUGCUCAUCCAUAGUUCACAGUAAAGGACUCACAGCUCGACCAAUGAGGCAGAGUGGAAUCGGAGCAGCAGCAGGUGAAGGUAGAAAGUGUGUGAGCUGAUGUGGAUGUAAAUUUAGCAGCAUGGAUCGGUGUAAGGACAGAGAGGAGGGAGUCCCUCCCUCUAAAACCACUCUGUGUGGGGAAGAUGAGAGCCAGACCAAAGCUCAGAGGAACCAACCUGGAUCUCCACCCAGCUCUGUGUCCUUAAAGAGUGAUGCGUCCAAUGAUCGCUACAUUCAUUUUAAAGUCCAGCCUCUGUCUGCUGCAGAGAGAGUGGACCAGGAGAGCUCAGAGGUUCCCAGUGGUCAGUCUGCCCAGCAAAAUAAAACACACCUGGACUCCAUAUUUAUGAUACUGGAGGACAAAAUAAUCACUUUUGUAAAGAAUGAACUGAAGAAGAUCCAGAGAGACCUGGGUGCAGAUGAUCUAGAAUGCUUAAAGAGUCAAUGCAAGGAUGAGGAAGUAUUACUGGGAAAGGAUGAAGAGCAGAGUAAAAACAUCAGAGAAGCCUUUGUGACGAUUACAUUGGACUUCCUGAAGAGAAUGAAGCAGAAGGACUUGGUUGAGCAUCUACAGAGAAGAGCAUCCACAAGAAACCUCCAGUGGCAUCAGCAUAAAUUUAAAUCUGCAGUGAAGAAAAAGUUCCAGUGUGUGUUUGAGGGCAUCGCUAAAGCAGGAAACCCAACCCUCCUGAAUCAGAUCUACACAGAGCUCCACAUCACAGAGGGAGGGACUGCAGAGGUCAAUGAUGAACAUGAGGUCAGACAGAUUGAAACAGCAUCCAGGAAACCAGACAGUCUAGAAGCAAUAAUCAGACAUGAAGACAUCUUUAAAGCCUCACCUGGAAGAAAUGAACCAAUCAGAACAGUGCUGACAAAGGGAGUGGCUGGGAUCGGGAAAACAGUCUUAACACGGAAAUACAGCCUGGACUGGGCUGAAGACAAAGCCAACCAGGACAUCCAGUUCAUAUUUCCAUUCACUUUCAGAGAGCUGAAUGUGCUGAAAGAGGAAAAGUUCAGCUUGGUGGAACUUGUUCAUCACUUCUUUACUGAAACUAAAGAAGCAGGAAUUUGCAGCUUUAAAGACUUCCAGGUUCUGUUCAUCUUUGAUGGUCUGGAUGAGUGUCGACUUCCUCUGGACUUCCACAAAACUACAAUCCUAACUGACCCUAGAAAGUCCACCUCAGUGGAUGUGCUGCUGAUAAACCUCAUCAGAGGGAAACUGCUUCCCUCUGCUCGCCUCUGGAUAACAACACGACCUGCAGCAGCCAAUCAGAUUCCUCCUGGCUGUGUUGACAUGGUGACUGAGGUCAGAGGGUUCACUGACCCACAGAAGGAGGAGUACUUCAGGAAGAGAUUCAGAGCUAAGGAGCACAUCAGCAUCAUCAUCUCCCACAUCAAGAAAGCUCGAAGCCUCCACAUCAUGUGCCACAUCCCAGUCUUCUGCUGGAUCACUGCUACAGUUCUGGAGGAUGUGCUGGAAACCAGAGAGGGAGGACAGCUGCCCAAGAUGUAA
Oreochromis niloticus (Nile tilapia) is the source of this 1573-nucleotide messenger RNA. Its product is annotated as protein NLRC3-like. Bases 140 to 1573 code for a protein of 477 amino acids. The transcript has 7 exons. NCBI's taxonomy places the organism in Eukaryota, Metazoa, Chordata, Actinopteri, Cichliformes, Cichlidae. The record is from RefSeq and is a predicted model, not a curated record.